AUGUGGAAUCCGUGGUUCAUUGCUCUAUACCUGCUUUGGUCAGGAGUAUUUGCAAUAUUAGAGCAACAAGAGAAACCGCAAUUUCCAGAGCCUUUGAAUGAAGAGGGUUUCAACACUCAGUUAAAAGCGGGACUGCAUGUCGUCGAGUUUUAUAGUCCCAAUUGUCAUCAUUGUAAAGCUUUGGCACCAACCUGGGAGAAAACUUGGGAAACAUUCUAUGAAGAGGGUAAAGCACUUCAUAUAGCUUUCUCCCAGGUUAAUUGUUUGUUAAGCGGAGAUCUUUGCGCUAAGGAAAAGAUCGGUUACUUCCCAACUAUACGUCUAUAUGGGCCUUCUGGGGUCAUCAAAAACUUUCCUGAUGAUGCAAAGAGAUCGAUGGAGAAUUUAAUCGAUUUCGCUCGUCGCGAGGCCAAUGAUCCAUCUAAUUCAGAAAUCGUCGAUAUUAAGAGUACAAGUAUCCAACUCUCGGGUGAUAAAUUCAAUCAGUUACUUGAUGGGAGGGGCAGCCAGCCCAUUUUGGUCUCCUUUUGGCCGUCAAAGGCAAUGAGAAGCACAGAUGAUGAUAUGGAGUUUGAGAAUUGUGAAGAUUGCCGUCCCUUCCAAAGAACAUGGAGGGUUCUCUCUUCCAGACUUUUAUCUUCUAGCAUUUCCACCGGCCAUGUCAACUGUGAAUCAUCUGCGAAGCUUUGUGAAGAGUUAGGCUUCGAUGAUCUGGUUAAGAUUAGAAAUCACUCAUAUGAGAGACUUCCUAGGGUUGCUUUGAUCAUACCCGGAAGAAAGGUUAACAAUUUGUUCAUUUACGAAUCAAAGUUCUCGACUUCAGUUUCUGAUUACGAAGAUUUCGCAACAAGGGUCACUAGAAAUAGUGAAGCUCCAUUCAUCUCAUCUUCCGACGUAAAGCAAAUAGCGGAACGGGACUUUCAACUCUCUGCAUCUUCUGCAUUUGCUUCGCCUCCUCAAAAUUUGCAUAUAGUGUUCGCAUAUAACCCAAAGACUGUUGUGCAAGAGGAUUUUGCUGUAUUAGACCAUUUGGUCGAACCGCUGUCGAACAUACCCAAUGCCUAUCUCUACAAGUCUACUGACGACAUGAAGCAGACAAGUCGUUCGAACCUUGAUUCGCUUUAUAAGAUUAUGAAUUCUAAUUUGGACGGGCCAGAAAAGACUAUAAAGGAAGAAUUCAUCGAUUUGAACGUUAUGGAUCAAAAUCCUACGUUUUAUGUAUUCAGGGAUGGAGACAGAAUCCCUCACGUAUUUCCUGGAUACUCCACUACAGAAGUGAGGGACGUCGAUAGAAUUGUUACGUGGAUCGAAUCCUUAUCUUUGCCGUUCAUGAACGAGGUCUCAACCUCGAACUUCAAAGAACUUCUAAACUUUAUACCUGAAGAGUACAGUGGUUUAGCUAUCCAAUUGAUCGACACUUCUAGUCCUGUUCUAUUCGAAAAAAGCAGCAGAUUUCUGGAAAAGUUCAUGUUGGCUGGCUACGAUUACGAAGAUUUCAGAAUGGGAUACGUCGUGAAUGUUACAAGUGCAGAAAGAGCCAAGAAGUCUAAAAAAAUGAGUGAUUUGAAGGGAAAGGGCGCAUCGGCAAAGAAGAGAAUUCAGGCAGCUAUCCAAGAUGUUCCUCAUGUGGAUGACAACAAAGUUGUUUUAGGCUAUAUUGACAUUUCGAAAUCAAGCAACACAUUGUCCAACAUGGGUCUAGCACACCGUGGAGAUACUUACAAAGCUGGGGAUGUAAUUAUUAUCAAUAAAGUCACCAAAUUCGUUUACGAGCAUAAUGCCGCUGGAGAUGUAUUAACCUCAGAAUCGUCAAGCAAGAUCAAAAACGCAUUGAUAUCGGCUCUUUUACCGAAAGCAACGCCAUCACCACCCCGAAUUUCGGGCCAUCUGUUGAGCACGCCAUUUGGAGAUUCAUUCAGAUUUUUAGAUUCGCUUCAUCAAUUUGGAUUCUUUGGUUACCUUGGCCUUCUCUCGGUUGUACUAUUCUCUUACAAGAUUCUACGUUUUUACAGCAGAUCAAAAGUCAACCGGAAGUACAAGGCCAAGAGAAACACUUUAGGCAUUCUUGGGAAAUCAAAUCAGAAGAAGUUACGAGACUAA
This is a messenger RNA of Torulaspora delbrueckii, 2100 nucleotides long. It is a transcript of the gene EPS1, whose product is annotated as protein disulfide isomerase EPS1. Gene Ontology annotation, cellular component: endoplasmic reticulum. The transcript has a single exon. Lineage: Eukaryota; Fungi; Ascomycota; Saccharomycetes; Saccharomycetales; Saccharomycetaceae. Bases 1 to 2100 code for a protein of 699 amino acids. Gene Ontology annotation, molecular function: protein disulfide isomerase activity. Gene Ontology annotation, biological process: protein folding. The record is from RefSeq and is a predicted model, not a curated record.